AUGGAGAAGACCCUCAGUAUCAAAACCAACCUCUUUCUCUCUUCUCUCCUCUUCUUCUCUUCUUCGUUUCUCCUCUUUCCUUCAACACACGCCAUCACUCCCCCUGGAACCAUUGAAAGGACCACAAAACAGCAGGUCCUGGCAACCAUCCCUCCAAACACAGAGGCCCCACAAACACCGGGCUCAUCUCAGCCUUUCAUCACCUCCCCAUCCGGAAAAUACCAAGGCUACCUCCUGCGUCGGGAGACCUCGCCUGGUGCUGGCGGUUUCGGAAAUGAUUUCUGCUACAUCCAGAUCCAAUCGUCCGGCCACAGCGUGUGGGAAUCGGAGUGUGCGGCCGUCAGCAAUGAGAAUGCAUGCACGCUGGUGUUUUCCGACGCGGGGCUUGAGAUCUUUGAUGGGAGCAGGUCAUCAUGGGAUACAGAUGCAGACGCGGAUGACGCAUUGGAGACGUUGGUAUUGAUUGAUAGAGGGGAUAUGCAGAUAACGGAUCGGAGUGGGAACCUUGCGUGGAAGGCCAGUGAUAACCCGAUCGCGAAUCAGGAAUGUGGGUCGGUCGGAUCACCGGGUUUGGCUUCGGGUCUGCCUCCUUUUGCAUCUCCUAUUGCUGGGGGUGGGCUGAAUUUUGGGCAGCCUUUGGGGGGUAACACGCAGCAACCUGGAUUGGUUGGAAAUCAGCAGCAAAAACAGCCUACAUUGGGUGGAUAUCAGCAGCAGCAGCAGCAGCAGCUACCAUUCAAUCAGCCAUUGUCUGGAUUGAAUACUCCGUUUGGAGUGAAUAGCCAGCCUCUUGUAGACAACACUCCAUUUGAUAGUAGAGCUUCUCCUUCUACUUCAAGGGAAAUGCUGCUGCUAUUCACUGCUUUGGCUUUUGUUCUAGUUACCUUGAUGGCUCAGGAGUUUCUAUUCUGA
Molecule: messenger RNA, 912 nt
Organism: Magnolia sinica
Lineage: Eukaryota; Viridiplantae; Streptophyta; Magnoliopsida; Magnoliales; Magnoliaceae
Exons: 1
Coding region: 1-912 (303 amino acids)
Source: RefSeq, a predicted model, not a curated record